AUGAAUAUAUUUAGAUUUUUGGGCGACUUAUCACACCUCACGAGUAUCUUAAUCUUGAUUCAUAAAAUCCAAACAUCAAGGUCUUGUAGGGGUAUUUCCUACAAGACUCAGCUGCUAUAUGUCAUCGUCUUCGUUUCAAGAUACCUGGAUCUGGUUUGGACUUACGUGUCAUUAUACAAUAGCCUGAUGAAGCUCUUCUUUAUAUCAAGCAGUAGCUACAUUCUCUAUCUUAUCAAGAUCAGAUUCAGGCCUACGCUGGAUCCCUCAAUCGACACCUUCUCAUUGCCUUAUUUGAUCAUUCCUGCGGCGAUUCUCUCGCUGAUAUUCAACUACGCGGACGAAAAGGCUUGGCUGAGUGAAGUCCUUUGGAGUUUCUCCAUUUACUUGGAAUCCGUCGCAAUUCUUCCCCAAUUAUUCCUCCUCCAGAGAACUGGCGAAGCUGAGACAAUCACCACUCACUACUUAUUCGCCCUGGGUGCUUACAGAGCUUUAUAUAUUCCAAACUGGAUCUAUAGAUACGCAACUGAAUCCUUCGUUGACCCAAUAGCCAUCAUCUCGGGCCUCAUUCAAACGGCGCUUUACGCCGACUUUUUCUACAUAUACUUUACCAAGGUUAUUAGAGGACAGAAAUUUGAGCUGCCUGCUUGA
Molecule: messenger RNA, 648 nt
Organism: Wallemia ichthyophaga EXF-994
Lineage: Eukaryota; Fungi; Basidiomycota; Wallemiomycetes; Wallemiales; Wallemiaceae
Product: ER lumen protein retaining receptor
Exons: 3
Coding region: 1-648 (215 amino acids)
Biological process (GO): endoplasmic reticulum to Golgi vesicle-mediated transport; protein retention in ER lumen
Cellular component (GO): endoplasmic reticulum; cis-Golgi network; membrane
Molecular function (GO): ER lumen protein retrieval receptor activity
Source: RefSeq, a predicted model, not a curated record